AUGAUCGCCUCAAGCCGGUUGCCUGGCGUCGUCGCCCGCCUGGGUAUGAAGCAGCCCGUUCGUUUUAUGUCAAUGGCGCAAGGACAGGCUCGCGUCCCCAGCUCCAUCAUCUCCACCAUCUCCACCGCUCGCCAGGCGACCGGACGCAAUGGCCUGCUUCUCAACGGCGGCCGCAACACAUUCGCUUCCACCAUGAUGCGCGGUGCGAUGCAGCGCCGCGGCGUAGUCGUCGAGUCGACCGCCGCUGCCCUGAUUACCGCUGCCAAGGUGCACGGUGCUGGAGCCGCCACGAUCGGUCUCGCGGGUGCCGGUGUCGGGAUUGGCACCGUCUUUGGCGCGCUCAUCAAUGGCGUCGCUCGCAAUCCGUCCAUGAGAGGCCAGCUUUUCUCGUACGCCGUUCUGGGCUUUGCCUUCGCCGAAGCUACCGGGCUGUUCGCCCUCAUGGUUGCCUUCCUCCUUCUCUACGCCUACUAG
This is a messenger RNA of Chaetomium strumarium, 474 nucleotides long. RefSeq lists its product as uncharacterized. Gene Ontology annotation, biological process: proton motive force-driven ATP synthesis; proton transmembrane transport. Gene Ontology annotation, molecular function: proton transmembrane transporter activity. The record is from RefSeq and is a predicted model, not a curated record. The coding region runs from base 1 to 474 and encodes 157 amino acids. The transcript is spliced from 3 exons. NCBI's taxonomy places the organism in Eukaryota, Fungi, Ascomycota, Sordariomycetes, Sordariales, Chaetomiaceae.